AUGUUCGGAUAUCCACAACAAGUACCUUACGGCCAACCCCCUAUGCAAUAUGGUCAACCCCCAAUGCCUGGGAUGAUGCCGGGAGGAAUGCCCCCGAUGGGAUGUCCUCCUAUGGGAAUGCCCCCAGUACAAGCCCCAGCGUUAAUGACGCAAUUCAAUUUGUGGGAGUUGAAACCACUUCAAAAUGGAUGGGGUGGACAACAGUGUUGCUAUAAAAUGAACGCUGCUAUUAAAAACUCGUGGUGGUACUGUUUGGUGAAUAUUAUUCCGAUUGACCAAUACCAGAGGAUAUAUGCUUGGUUCAUGGGAGUUGAUAGAGACAGAAGUGGAACUUUGGAAAUCAACGAAUUAAUGACGGGACAAUUUCCGGGUGGUAUCAGACUUGCACCAAAGACUGCAUUAAGAAUGAUGAGAAUCUUUGACACUGACCACAACGGUCACAUCUCCUUCUAUGAAUUCAUGGGACUUUACAAAUUCCUUGAGUUGUGUUUCACAUUAUUUGUGAUGAACGACACUAACAGAAGUGGAACAAUGGAGCCACACGAAAUAUUGCCGGCUUUAAAACAACUUGGGUUCUUCAUUCAACCAGCGACUGCUCUUAUUUUACACAAGGCGUUUUCUCAAGGAAUGGUUAUGUGUGACAUGAACUGUUGGAUUGCCAUUUGCGCGUUUGCAGCACAGUGCAGAAGUUGUUAUCAAGUCAUCUUCUCCAACACUUAUUAUGGUGCGAUGAGAAGAUUUAACCCGCAACAGUUUGGAAAGUUUCUUGAUGUUGUUGCAUACAUCUUGGAUUAA
This is a messenger RNA of Entamoeba invadens IP1, 795 nucleotides long. RefSeq names its product peflin, putative. The transcript has a single exon. The record is from RefSeq and is a predicted model, not a curated record. The coding region runs from base 1 to 795 and encodes 264 amino acids. Gene Ontology annotation, molecular function: calcium ion binding. NCBI's taxonomy places the organism in Eukaryota, Evosea, Mastigamoebida, Endamoebidae.